UUAUUCUAUGGUGUUGUAUAUAAGGUACAGAACAGUGAUUUAUGUUUUGAUUACAUAGUAGAACCAUGUUAGGAUUAGUUGUCGCCCUCAUUUGUUUGCAGACCUACAGUGUUAAUGGGGCGUGUCCACAUAUCAUCACAAGGGCUGAAUGGGGGGCGAGACAACCUAAUGGUGAGUGGUUUCUGACCAACCCGGUUCAGUACGCUUUCAUCCACCAUUCAGCUGGACCUGACUGUCACGAUAGAGCAACUUGCCAGGCUCAAGUGAAAAUCUUCCAGAAUUAUCAUAUGGACACACACGGCUGGCCUGACAUUGGUUACACUUAUGUCAUUGGUGGUGACGGUUCUGUCUUUGAGGGCCGUGGAUGGGAUAAAGUAGGGGCCCAUACAUUGAACUACAACAGUGUUGGCUAUGGUUUCUGUAUGAUCGGUACCUUCACGAGCCACAUGCCAACUGCAGCCGCACAGCAAGCAGUCAAAGACUUGAUCGACUGCGGGGUUCAGCUUGGCAAGAUCAAGCGCGAAUACACCCUCAGAGGUCAUCGAGACAUGCCUGGCUCAAGCACCGAGUGUCCUGGCACCAUGCUGUGGAAUGCAAUCAAACAUUGGCCCCACUAUUAGAUCUGACUAGGUGAUGGUCAUAGUUGAGUUUGUGUUAGUCAAAGCUGACUAGGUGAUGGUCAUAGUUGACUUGGUGUUGCUCAUAAUAAAUAAAAUCAAUUGUUGUUUUGAACAUGUGUUCCUUUGUGCACCUCAUGGUUAUUAUUUGUCCACGUUUCGAAGAAAUUCUUCAUUUUGCUCAUUACUAUUUCAAUAAAUUGUUAUGAUGAAGCUUC
This is a messenger RNA of Biomphalaria glabrata, 835 nucleotides long. RefSeq names its product peptidoglycan-recognition protein SC2-like. Gene Ontology annotation, biological process: innate immune response; peptidoglycan catabolic process. Lineage: Eukaryota; Metazoa; Mollusca; Gastropoda; Planorbidae. The coding region runs from base 66 to 620 and encodes 184 amino acids. The transcript has 4 exons. Gene Ontology annotation, molecular function: N-acetylmuramoyl-L-alanine amidase activity; peptidoglycan binding; zinc ion binding. The record is from RefSeq and is a predicted model, not a curated record.